Porites evermanni is the source of this 1148-nucleotide messenger RNA. The record is from the annotation of a GenBank genome assembly. NCBI's taxonomy places the organism in Eukaryota, Metazoa, Cnidaria, Anthozoa, Scleractinia, Poritidae.
GAAAUUUCUUUGGACCCAUCUUGUACCAUCUUUAUCACCAUGAACCCAGGCUAUGCGGGACGCGCUGAACUUCCCGAUAAUCUGAAGGUGAGCUCAGUCACAUGUAUCGCACUUGCGGAGUUCUACUUGAUAUACCCAUCGCCUUCACCGAUCAAGAACCUCCUUUCUCCUUAUUUCCUCUUGAUGUCAGUAUGUACCUUGUUGUACACUGUUGUCCAUUGAUUUCUAUUGGUUAUGACGAGGAGAAUUGGCUUGACAUGAAUCAGGGACUUUUUUUCUCGUAGAUCAUCACCUAUAACUGGACUUUCUAGUCUUCUCAGAUAAGGACGAUGAACCGUAGUGCUCGUCUCACAACCCUUGCACAUAUAAAUUCUGUGGGACGUUAAAGAACCCACACACUGUCUGUAAAGGGUAAGGGACGUAGUCCCCGGGGUUGUAGGCCGACUAUCUGAUGGGGGGAGGGGACUGUUACGGGCCCCCAGUAAUUGGCGUCACGCGCUGUUGCGGUGACUCUGACAAAAUUGGCGAACUUUAAGUAAAUAAGUAAACCAUUUGCUUAUACCCCUAAUGUGUCUGUGAAGAAUCCCCCUUCUUGAUGGCCUCUUUUAACCUGUUAAACAGUUUCUGACGUUUCAGAGGCCUUUAGGUUCUAGGACGAGAACGACUACGAGUACGAGUUUUGACACCUCGGAAAGCUUCAUUGUACUUUUUUGCUACCAGAAAAGUUAGCACUGUUAUCUUUAUUGAAAAAGGUUAAGCCCUUUCUCGAUCGCAAAAUGAUAAAACUUCUAACAUUUGGUAACUUGUUUCCGCCAUUACGAUAUUCUCGCUAAAACCAGUAGCAGAAUGAUGUCGGCUAUCACCUUUUCCCGCCAAAAUGACGCUGACUCAGCGUGAGAAAAUCUCGUACUCAUAGUCGUCCUCGUCUACGCGUCUAAAGCUCUCUAUUUUUAUCAAUAUUUAUAGGUUCUCUUCCGUACAGUUGCCAUGAUGGUUCCAGACUAUGCACUGAUUAGUGAGAUCAGUUUGUAUUCCAUGGGAUUUGUCAAUGCUCGAAGCCUUUCCGCCAAGAUCGUGGCAGUCUACAGACUCUGCUCUGAACAGGUGCGUUAACAGUUAUAUUUCCUACCUGAAAAAAACGUUAGUAG